Molecule: messenger RNA, 474 nt
Organism: Lactuca saligna
Lineage: Eukaryota; Viridiplantae; Streptophyta; Magnoliopsida; Asterales; Asteraceae
Source: the annotation of a GenBank genome assembly
AUGGCCGUUCAUGGUAACGUUAACAAGUCCAUUAGACCAGUAGGCUUUUGCGUUAAUGACAUAAUAGAGUCGUUCUGGGUUCAACUUCCUCUUCCAGAUGCAUCGGUUUACAGUCCUUCCGAAGGUAAGGUCAGCAUUCCGAUCGCCUUGUCCGAAGCGGGUCUGCAUUUGCCUACCACAUAUUUCUUCAAUCUAAUUAUCCAAGAGUAUGGGUUUUCCGUGAGGGGGCCGACCCCAAUCACUAUAAACAAGAUAAUGGGUUUUGAACUCCUCUACCAUGCCCUAGGCCGCCUGCCAACUGUUCUGGCAUUCAAGUACUUCUUUAAUGCUUCUACUCAGUCGGGGACUCAUACGAUUUCUUAUAAACGGGGAGUCCAUACCCUCAUUCACGAUAAAAAUUACAAUAAGAACUGGCAGGAGAAGUUUCUAUGGGUGAACAACGACCUCAUGGUACUCAGCUACCUAAGGGCUUAA